CCGGGCUCGGGCUCGGAGCGGCGGCAGCAUGGGGAGCUGGACUCGGGCCGCGGCGACCUUGGUGCUCGGAGCGGGACUCGGAGCUGCCGCGACCCGCUGGCAGAGCGACCGGGGCCGGCGUGAGGAGGAGCGGGGAGCCGGGCUGCUGAGCCGCGUGCCGGUCGUCCCGGUCCCGGCGGUGCACGCGUCCGAGCUGACGGUGAGUCCCGGUUCGUCCGGCGCCGUGAUGAAGUACGGCUUCCCCUCAUUGGCCAACAUCAAGAGCAGAGAGUCUUACGUCACGUCCUACGACCCCCGCACCCGCACGGCAUCAUGGGUAAUCGAGAGGCUAAGCCCCGCCUCCUUGGUCGGGCCGUCAGACAGAAAACACUGCGAGUUCAAGGAAGAUGACAGCGUUCACGUCUUCCACAGAUCCACCAAUGCGGACUACAGGGGGAGUGGCUUCGACCGGGGUCACCUGGCCGCGGCGGCCAAUCACAAGUGGAGUCAGAAGGCCAUGGAGGACACCUUCUACCUGAGCAACGUGGCCCCGCAGAACCCUCACCUGAACCAGAACACCUGGAACGAGCUGGAGAAGCUGAGCCGCUCGCUGACCCGCCGCUACCUCCACGUGUACGUGUGCACCGGGCCGCUCUACCUGCCCAGGCAGGAGGCCGACGGGAAGCUGUACGUCCGCUACCAGGUGAUCGGGCGGAACCACGUCGCCGUGCCGACGCACUUCUUCAAGGUGCUGAUCCUGGAGCAGGCGGACGGCCGGGGGGUGGAGCUUCGCUCCUACGUGUUACCGAACGAGCCAAUCGGAGAGAAGGUUCCUCUGGAGCGCUUCCUGGUUCCCAUAGAAACCAUCGAGCGGGCGUCCGGACUCCUGUUCGUCCCCAACAUCCUGAAGAGGAGCGGCAGCGUGCACGCCGUCACCGCCACAUGAACAGCGUGCGUGUGUGUGUGUGUGUGUGUGUGUAGGAACCACACAAGAAGUGAAAAACAUCAUUUACAUCAAAUAAAGUUUAAAAAACAAC
This is a messenger RNA of Salarias fasciatus (jewelled blenny), 1016 nucleotides long. RefSeq names its product endonuclease G (gene endog). Gene Ontology annotation, molecular function: RNA endonuclease activity; metal ion binding; nucleic acid binding. Bases 29 to 925 code for a protein of 298 amino acids. Gene Ontology annotation, cellular component: mitochondrial inner membrane; nucleus. Lineage: Eukaryota; Metazoa; Chordata; Actinopteri; Blenniiformes; Blenniidae. The record is from RefSeq and is a predicted model, not a curated record. The transcript is spliced from 6 exons. Gene Ontology annotation, biological process: apoptotic DNA fragmentation.